Messenger RNA from Tachysurus fulvidraco (yellow catfish), 1812 nucleotides. It is a transcript of the gene wnt4, whose product is annotated as wingless-type MMTV integration site family, member 4. Lineage: Eukaryota; Metazoa; Chordata; Actinopteri; Siluriformes; Bagridae. The coding region runs from base 705 to 1763 and encodes 352 amino acids. Gene Ontology annotation, molecular function: frizzled binding; cytokine activity. Gene Ontology annotation, cellular component: extracellular region. The transcript has 5 exons. The record is from RefSeq and is a predicted model, not a curated record. Gene Ontology annotation, biological process: multicellular organism development; neuron differentiation; canonical Wnt signaling pathway.
GGAUAGAAGUUAGACCUGGUCUAAUGUGAGCUGCUGCAGAACUCAUACAUAACGCGCUUUUAAACCCGCCUCUAUCUCCAAACACACACACACACACACACACACACACACACACACACACACACACACACACACACACACACACACACACACACACACACAAACCUGCCCCCCACAUGUCGCACCGCCCCUACGAAAUCCUCCAGGAGCGACUAAAUUCGGCGCUCAGAGCGGCGGCGCGUCACUGCGUCUGAUCCACACACACACACUGCGCUCUGAACUUUACCGGAGUCUCGCGGGGCGGCGCGUUAACAGGCGGCGUGCGCGGGCAGACAAGACGAAGCCAGGGACCCCAAGGAGACACCGUGCGCGACACAUUGCAAAAAUAAAAUUAAAGAAAGAAAGAAAAAAAAAAUCAGCACGCAUUCGAGGACCCAGACUUAUCAGACUUCCCUCACAAACUGAUUUGAUUUUGUCAAGAUGAUCUGAACUGUGCAUGAGGAGGCACCGAGACGCGCGCGCUCCUCAGACUGGAUACCCCGUGUACGGAUUUACUCGCUGAAAGUGGGAUUUGAAUAAGAAUAACAUCAACAACAACAAAAACGUGCACUCGCUUUCUUCCUCCCUGUGGAUAGUGUCGAUCUUCUUCUCCUUAUUUUUUUUUUUUUUAUUAUUAUUAUUUUAAUUUUGAUCUAAGUUCCAAGAUGAGCUCAGGCUGUUUGUUCAGGUCUCUGCUGAUGCUCUUCCUGGCGCUUCUCUCCGCCAACGCGAGCAACUGGCUGUAUCUGGCUAAGCUGUCGUCGGUGGGGAGCAUCUCAGACGAGGAGACCUGCGAGAAGCUCCGAGGUCUCAUCCAGAGGCAGGUGCAGAUCUGCAAGCGCAACGUGGAAGUGAUGGACGCCGUACGCCGUGGAGCUCAGCUCGCCAUCGAUGAGUGCCAGUACCAAUUCCGUAACCGGCGGUGGAACUGCUCCACGCUGGACUCCAUGCCCGUUUUCGGGAAGGUGGUCACUCAAGGCACAAGGGAAGCAGCGUUUGUGUACGCGCUCUCGGCUGCGAGCGUUGCAUACGCGGUGACCAGGGCAUGCAGCAGCGGGGAGCUGGAGAAGUGCGGCUGUGACCGGAACGUGCACGGUGUGAGCCCUCAGGGGUUCCAGUGGUCAGGGUGCUCGGACAACAUCGCCUACGGAGUCGCCUUCUCCCAGUCCUUCGUGGACGCCAGGGAAAGAGGCAAAGGGCAAUCGUCCAGUCGAGCUCUAAUGAACCUCCAUAAUAACGAGGCAGGGAGGAAGGCAAUUCUGAACCACAUGCGAGUGGACUGUAAGUGCCACGGUGUUUCCGGCUCAUGCGAGGUGAAGACCUGCUGGAAAGCCAUGCCUCCUUUUCGCAAGGUCGGCAACGUGAUCAAGGAGAAGUUUGACGGCGCCACAGAGGUGGAGCAACGAAAGGUUGGCACCACCCGCGCCCUGGUGCCACGCAACUCGCAGUUCAAACCGCACACGGACGAGGACCUGGUUUACCUGGACCCGAGCCCUGACUUCUGCGAGCACGACCCGCGGACGCCGGGCAUGCUGGGAACGGUGGGCCGCUUCUGCAACAAGACCUCGAAAGCCAUAGACGGCUGCGAGCUCAUGUGCUGCGGGCGAGGCUUCCACACGCAGGAAGUGGAGGUGGUAGACCGGUGCAGCUGCAAAUUCCACUGGUGCUGCUACGUCAAGUGCAAACAGUGCCGCAAGAUGGUGGAGAUGCACACGUGUCGGUGAUGCUCUCCUUCAGAUCCCCUUCAUUCGCUUUUUCCGCCACUGAACGGAG